UUGGUCCAUUCAUUGCGCAUGCGACCGUGGACAUCCGCUCUUAUUUUCCGCCAUCUUCCACUUCGGCUGUGCACCCAUUGUUCAUACAAGCUGAUCACGGCUGGUUUCCACAGUCAGCGAUUGAGGUGAUUUGUGCCCCUUUUUAUAAAUACUCCUGUAAGUCUGCAUGAACUGUAUUAGAAAGUGCGUGUGUAUCCCUCAAAAUACCAUACACUGAUUACUCUCGCAGGGCGCGACAUACGAAAACAUGAUGAUGAUGAUGGACGACGAACAGCCCAAAACCCUGUAUGUAGGGAACCUGUCUAGGGAUGUCACUGAGCCCCUCAUCCUACAGGUUUUCACACAGAUCGGCCCCUGCAAGAGCUGUAAAAUGAUUUUUGAUACUGCAGGCAAUGAUCCAUACUGCUUUGUGGAGUUCUAUGAACACAGGCAUGCUGCUGCUUCGCUGUCUGCCAUGAAUGGGCGUAAAAUUAUGGGUAAGGAGGUUAAAGUCAACUGGGCCACAACACCAAGCAGUCAGAAGAAAGACACAAGCAAUCAUUUCCAUGUCUUUGUUGGUGACCUCAGCCCCGAAAUCACAACAGAUGAUGUCAAAGCUGCCUUCGGCCCAUUUGGGAGGAUAUCGGAUGCUCGUGUGGUCAAAGAUAUUGCCACAGGGAAAUCUAAAGGCUAUGGUUUUGUCUCUUUCUUCAACAAGUGGGAUGCAGAGAAUGCCAUUCAGCAGAUGGGUGGCCAAUGGCUAGGUGGCAGACAGAUCAGGACCAACUGGGCUACUAGAAAACCCCCAGCCCCUAAAACCACCUAUGAAACCAACACCAAGCACCUGGCCUUUGAUGAGGUAGUGAACCAGUCAAGCCCCAGUAACUGCACUGUGUACUGUGGGGGAGUCAGCACCGGUCUAACAGAACAAUUGAUGAGACAGACCUUCACCCCCUUUGGACAAAUCAUGGAAAUCCGUGUGUUCCCAGACAAAGGAUAUUCCUUUGUGAGGUUUAACUCUCACGAGGGAGCAGCCCAUGCAAUUGUGUCUGUGAAUGGUACUUCGAUAGAGGGACAUAUGGUGAAGUGUUACUGGGGUAAAGAGACCCCGGACAUGAUUAGCUCUAUGCAGCCGGUUCAGCAAGUUCCCCAGAACAAAGUGGGCUUUGCAGCCCAGCCCUAUGGCCAGUAUGCCCAGUGGUACGGCAAUGCCCAGCAGAUUGGCCAGUAUGUCCCCAAUGGGUGGCAGGUACCCACCUAUGGCGUUUACGGCCAGGCCCAGGCCUGGAACCAGCAGGGUUUUCAGUAAGUACACAAGGACAUCUGCAGGGCUCCCCUCCCCUCCAGCAACAAGGCUGCAGCUGAGUGUCUUUGGCUGGGCUUCCCAAGGACAGCUAGGCUCCAGCCCAGUCGCCUGCAGCUCUGGCCAGGGGAAGGAAGGAGCCAAAGAUGUCCUCCAACCUUCACCCUCGCCACCAUAUCCAGCUUAUGAGGACAAAGACAAAAAAACGAAUUUAAAAAAAAGAUAUAAUCAAAGAUUUAAUUUGUGAUUUAUUGGUCAAGAUAACAGCAAUUUCAUCCUUUUUUCCCAUCUGAGUUUGAUCCUUUUUCUUUUUUUUUAAUAUAAAAAGAGCAUUAAUUAAUGUCCUUUUUGGCCUUUCAAAAUGGCCACUAUUCUGGGUCUAAUUGGACUUGUCGCCAGAUGUGAGUGUCCGCUCAAUGAACUACAUCGUCCUAGACAGUGAGGAAACUGGGAUUGUUGAAUACACAGAAAGGGACCUGCUGCCCUCUGAAGCUUUUCCCAGUGCAGAGGGAUACAUCUUAGUGUGCACGUGUCGCAUCCACGUUAUUAUUUUAAGUGCCAUGUCAUCUUUUGUUACUUCAUGCACACUUGUUUUUACUCUGAACUUUAAUUUGCCCUUAUUUGUUGAAUAUGAUUUUUUUUCUCCUGAGUUAAAAUACAUUGCUACUUAAAAUGUGAUGUAUGAAUUUGUGUUGGUAGAUUAUAGCUACAUUUGACAUAUGACUAGUCAUUUGCUUGUCUCAAAUUGGUAUAAUUGGGUUUGACAAAUCCUGUUAACUGCUCUUAUAACAGGAGAAACAUUGAUAAUGAGUUUACCACAGCAGUUUUUUUUAGUUCUUGUUUUUCUCUAAUCUAGAGAACCAAAGAAUGGAGUAACUUGGAAUAAUUUGCUGAAAUCCUAAAUAUUACUGUUUUGGAAAUAGAAAUUGCGGAGUUACUUAACUAGAUUGUAUGUGAACAUCCCACCAAAAUUUUGUGAGUCCAUGCAAAUAUUCUUAUGAGGAAAUAUUAGGCUACAAAGAAAUAGUUAAGCAAUAAUGCCUGGGAAUUAUAGUUGACAACUCCUGACAAGGGCUGUUCUGAGACUGAUUUUAGGAUUUAAAACGAUCUGUCUGAGCUACAGGCUCCCCAACUCUUACUAUGUUGAAAUCAUCAGUCACUGUUGCCAAUACCCGACGUACUGACCGUUCAAAUGUUAACUUUUCCCUUCAGGUAUUUGUUUCAUACUGGAUGUUGCUGAAGAUUUGAUCAGGAAAAACAAGUCAUGAAUGGGGUUUUGGCAUGAAACAGUCACAUUUUUGUUAUUCAUUUACAGUGUUACAGGAUUCAGGGAAGAAGUUUAAAAUGCAACUUCAAAGCCAAAUUUAAACGCAGCUAGUCCCACUUCAGCCCUUCUCUGCAACAUUGAAUACGAGGAGUCAAGACGCAUGCAAACAUAUUUUAUGUAAAGCUACACCAGUUGAUCAUAACUAAUUUAAUACACUGAGCCUAUGCUCUGUCUGCAUGCCCACACUCACAAAUACCAUCCUUCGCUCUGUUUCCCUUUUCAAUAUCAAAUCCCUUUCUCUCCCUAACAUAUUCUCUGCUGUCUUAGUUUUGUGCUGAUCCUCUGACAUACCCUGACCCUCGUGUGCUCGCACAUUCUGUCCUCAGCUGGCGCUUGCUCAGUUUAUUUGUUGUGUGUGCUGUCUGCUUGAGUCCCAAAUGGCUCCCCUAUGUAGUGCACUACUUUUUCAGGGCCCUGGGCAAAAGUAGUGCACUAUAAAGGGAAAAGGGUGCCGUUUGGUAUUAAGCCUGUCUUGCUUUCUCCUCUUUAACCUGCUGGUGUUUUUCUCCCCCCUGUUUGCAGUCACUUACUGGCCAGUGCUGGGUGGACAGGUGUGAGUGCCCUCAGUAAUGGUGGGGUUAUGGAAGUUACACAGAUUGAAUGGGAGUAUGCUAGCAAACCAGGCCAGUAUGGGAGCCACAGGAUACCCCACACACUGAUGAUUGGGGGGGUGUAGUCAACUUCUUACUGGCUACUGGAGCACCACAGGGAUCUGUGUUAAAUCCCUGCCUCUUGUGGCAGACUAAGACUUGUUGGUACAUGGCAUUUGAAGGGGAAGUUGACCUCUGCUUAGGCUCAUGAAACUGAUUUCAUAGGGGGUUAAGGGGAGCCAUGGAGGACUGGAAUAAACCACACGUAUUAUGCUGCCCUUGUUAGACGGACUGUACAUGGCCAGUGCUGUACCAUUUUAAAUUAAUAUCACUUAAGGAGAGACUUUAGGAUUUGUGCCAUUGUUGGUAUGUUUACAGUGUCUCAAACCCAUUUUCAUAAGGACUUAAAGUCAAAAUAAAUUGCUUUUGAUUUAAGAUUAAUAAUACAUUUAGAGUUUGAUGCAAUGAAUCAUGUCAAAAGUAAUGGAUCCUUCACUUUUUUUGGUUUGAAGUAAUAAAAUGGGUAACUUUAUUUUUUUCUUGCAUUUUGUUUUCCAUUCAGCCAAUUGCAGGGAUAGAUGCCACUGCUUUCUUUCUGUAGGGGCAGACACAUUGCACAGUAUUCUCUUGUUUUUACACAUUUGAUUUCCAAGAGGUUUCUUUUUGCAUUCCACCUUUCCCCUUUAUAUAUUUUGGAUGGCCUCAACAUUUGCUUAAUGUGUAAAUAACCAUACCUUGAUUUCAAGCUGUAUGAAGGAAAAUCCAAAUGUUCACUAAGGGAGCUUGUUUGCUUUCUUUGUUUCGAUAACUGAAGAAAUUAAACAUUAUUAGUAGCAGCAUUAUCAAAUGCAUAUCCAUGGUAACUGGCAUAGUGAUACAUGUACAUCCAGGAAGGGAAAAGACAGCAUUGCUAUGCAGUGCAAAAAAUGAACACAAUUUUUACUUUGAAUAGUAAUUAUGUGCAUAAAUUGAGUUUUCUGCCAUUUUCUAUGAAGUAAGAUCAGUAUUUUUUUAUGGAAAAACCUGAAUGAAUCUGAAAUGUGCGCUGUUGCCCCUUGAACAUGUUUUAAUACCAGAGGGACCAGACCCAUUGUGUUGCCUUAGAGUUGAUUGCUUUUAAUGGACACAAUAUCAUUAAAGAUUAGGCAGUGCCUACAGACAUUUUCAAAACUUUUGUUUUGAAAAGUGUUUUACUCUGGGGUUUGAUAAUGUUUCUGCUACUGUAAUAACCAAUGUGUUCUUGCUUUGUCCAAUUAAAUUGCUGAUGUGCAAAAACAA
Molecule: messenger RNA, 4477 nt
Organism: Oncorhynchus mykiss (rainbow trout)
Lineage: Eukaryota; Metazoa; Chordata; Actinopteri; Salmoniformes; Salmonidae
Source: RefSeq, a predicted model, not a curated record